AUGCCGAGAUCGCCGAGCUCGGAGGUGGGCAGCGCGGCGCGGAACACGCGACUGGAGGUGAUAGUGACACGCCGCGCUGUCAUCGAGCCCGGUCAGCUGCUGGUGACCACCAGACAGCCCGCUCAGCUGACCUGUCACGUGACGCCGCCCCUGGCAGCCAGCGACAUCGUCUGGUUCAAGGACGGCCGCCGUCUGCCCGCCGCCGCCAGCCGGCCGGCUCUGCAGCUGACCGGCGGCAACCGCUCCGUGGCCGGCAUGUACCAGUGUCACGUGACCGAUGACCUCGCCACCACCCAGGUCAGCAUCGGAGCGUUGCCGGCUCGGCUGCUGUUGUCGCUGGUUCAGCAGACGGUGCAGCCGGUGGUGGACACUGCGGUCACAUUCACCUGUGCGGCCACCUCGUCACCGCCGCCGGCUGUCACCUGGACGAGGGACGGCGUCAGCGCCGACCAGCUGGGCGGCAGGUUCCACGUCCAGGACAGCACCUCUGGAGUUAAGGACGUCACUAACUUUUCUGGCGGCGGCAGCGGAGAUAUCAUUGCUCCGUCUGCGGCGUGGAUGGCCAGCCGGGUGGUAGACUCUGUGGUGCCGGCCGCGCUGUGGGCGCUCACCAACAGCUGGUAG
Messenger RNA from Amphibalanus amphitrite, 624 nucleotides. Its product is annotated as Down syndrome cell adhesion molecule-like protein Dscam2. NCBI's taxonomy places the organism in Eukaryota, Metazoa, Arthropoda, Thecostraca, Balanomorpha, Balanidae. The record is from RefSeq and is a predicted model, not a curated record. The coding region runs from base 1 to 624 and encodes 207 amino acids. The transcript has 2 exons. Gene Ontology annotation, molecular function: cell adhesion molecule binding. Gene Ontology annotation, biological process: cell-cell adhesion. Gene Ontology annotation, cellular component: cell-cell junction.